Molecule: messenger RNA, 1278 nt
Organism: Homalodisca vitripennis (glassy-winged sharpshooter)
Lineage: Eukaryota; Metazoa; Arthropoda; Insecta; Hemiptera; Cicadellidae
Product: developmentally-regulated GTP-binding protein 2
Exons: 7
Coding region: 145-1236 (363 amino acids)
Biological process (GO): cytoplasmic translation
Cellular component (GO): cytoplasm
Molecular function (GO): GTPase activity; GTP binding
Source: RefSeq, a predicted model, not a curated record
GUAGACUAGACUAUGGUGUGGCUGUGGCUGUGGCGUGAGGGAGUACUGGGAGUGAUGAUAUUGAUAGUGCAACGUGAAUUAGUAAUUUAAGUUAUACUGUAAUAUUACCUAAUAUCUCAAUUAUUUCAAAAGGAAUAAAUCAAAAUGGGUAUAUUAGAAAAAAUUUCUGAAAUUGAAAAAGAAAUCGCUAGAACUCAAAAAAAUAAAGCCACUGAAUACCAUCUGGGGGUUCUGAAAGCAAAACUAGCAAAGUACCGAGCUCAGCUAUUGGAACCCUCGAAGAAAUCAGAGAAAGGUGAAGGUUUUGAUGUCUUGAAGUCUGGAGAUGCAAGGGUUGCCCUCAUCGGGUUCCCUUCUGUUGGAAAGUCAACUUUAUUGAGUACGCUAACGCACACAGAGUCAGAAGCUGCUAGCUAUGAGUUCACAACUCUAACGUGCAUUCCCGGAGUAAUUGAGUACAAGGGAGCAAACAUUCAGCUCUUAGAUCUUCCAGGGAUCAUAGAAGGUGCUUCCCAGGGCAAGGGCAGAGGUCGCCAGGUAAUUGCUGUGGCACGGACGGCAGAUCUGGUCCUGAUGAUGCUGGAUGCUACCAAGCAGGAUGUGCAAAGAUCUCUGUUGGAGAAGGAACUGGAGAGUGUCGGUAUCAGACUGAACAAAUCCAAGCCUAACAUCUAUUUCAAGGUAAAGAAAGGUGGAGGUAUCGCAUUUAACUCCACAUGUCCACUGACCAAGAUAGAUGAGAAGCUAGUGCAGAUGAUCCUCCACGAAUACAAGAUCUUCAACGCAGAGGUGCUGUUCCGAGAAGAUGUAGCUGCUGAUGAGCUAAUAGACGUGAUAUCUGCCAACCGUGUCUACCUGCCUUGCCUUUAUGUGUAUAACAAGAUAGAUCAGAUAUCAAUGGAGGAGGUCGACAGAAUUGCAAGGCAGCCUCACAGUGUUGUUGUUAGCUGUAACAUGAAGCUCAACCUGGACUACUUGUUAGAGAGUUUGUGGGAGGAUCUUGCCCUGAUCCGUGUUUACACCAAGAAACCUGGACAACCUCCUGACUUUGACGAUGGACUGAUUCUCCGUCGUGGUGUUACCGUAGAGCACGUUUGUCACUCUAUCCAUCGCACCUUGGCCGCUGCUUUCAAAUAUGCCUUGGUGUGGGGAACCAGUACCAAAUAUUCACCUCAAAGAGUGGGUUUGCAGCACGUAAUGGCGGAUGAAGAUGUUAUACAAAUUAUUAAAAAAUGACUUCUUCACUUGUUUUGUUGAUAAAUAUAUACAUUUUUCCAA